AUGCAUACGGGCAAGCAAGCAUCAAAGUUUUUCUCUAUCUUAUGUAUUUGUGUCAUCAGGGUUGUAUCGUUAGCCUUCUUUGGUGCUUGUGGCGCCCUACUCGUCGUCCUGGGAUGCGCUUUGCCGGAGUUUGGUUCCUGGUGGCCACUCUUUGUGCUGCUGCCAUAUGUGUUAGCACCAAUUCCAAUCACGGUUGUGAAUCGUACCACUGAACGAUCAGCAACUUCAAGUGUUUCAUAUGAAGUGGCAGUCUUUCUCACAACCGGUAUCGUGAUGUCAGCAUUCGGCAUCCCAGCCGUAUUGACUCAUGUCAACAAGAUCAGUACGGGUGCGAUGGCGCUCACUAUUGGUGGCAACAUUUUCGUGUUCCUCACACUCUUUCUCUACUUUAACGUCUUCACAUCGGACGAUGAUGACUUUGCUUGGGGAAUAGUGUAAUUGUAAUCAUACAAAUUCGGGUAUCAAUGUAUGCUAUGAAGGUGUAGGAGCUUGCUGUAUAUUCGGGCGUGUAGAAAUUGAAGCGAAUGUGGUGGUUAGACUUUGUGUUUGAAACGACUCUGAAUGUGCUGUUUAUGUGGUUAUAGACUUAGUCACUAAUAGUAAUAAAUAUUAUUGAAUAAAUUAAUUACCUUGUGUCUGCAUCAGUUUCCAAUAUAUGGCCGCUUUGGGGGUAAUUAAAAUAAUUAUUAUUGAAUACAUAAUAUGAUGAUAAAUGUGAAGAA
Messenger RNA from Corticium candelabrum, 722 nucleotides. RefSeq names its product leptin receptor gene-related protein-like. The coding region runs from base 1 to 438 and encodes 145 amino acids. The record is from RefSeq and is a predicted model, not a curated record. Gene Ontology annotation, cellular component: endosome. NCBI's taxonomy places the organism in Eukaryota, Metazoa, Porifera, Homoscleromorpha, Homosclerophorida, Plakinidae. The transcript is spliced from 8 exons. Gene Ontology annotation, biological process: late endosome to vacuole transport via multivesicular body sorting pathway.